Molecule: messenger RNA, 1195 nt
Organism: Erinaceus europaeus (western European hedgehog)
Lineage: Eukaryota; Metazoa; Chordata; Mammalia; Eulipotyphla; Erinaceidae
Gene: DECR1
Product: 2,4-dienoyl-CoA reductase 1
Exons: 10
Coding region: 4-1092 (362 amino acids)
Biological process (GO): fatty acid beta-oxidation
Cellular component (GO): mitochondrion
Molecular function (GO): 2,4-dienoyl-CoA reductase (NADPH) activity
Source: RefSeq, a predicted model, not a curated record
CCUAUGGGCCCGCCCCCGCCCCGCCCCCUCAGCCCCAGAGCUUUGGCCUCUGGGCGCGUCCCUUGCACCCGCCGCUACCGGACUACUUUCCCCGGGCCCAACAUGGCGCUGCUCUGCCGAGUUCUCUUUGCUCAGCACCGCAGCGCUCAGCGGUUUUUCAGUAAUGGAACACAAAUAUUACAUAAAAGCAUGGAGGCUUUCCAAUCUAAAUUCUUCCCACCCCUCCAAAAAGCAAUGCUCCCGCCGAAUUGUUUUCAAGGAAAAGUGGCAUUCAUUACUGGGGGUGGUACUGGCCUUGGUAAGGGAAUGACCACUCUUCUGUCCAGCCUAGGUGCUCAGUGUGUUAUAGCAAGCCGGAAGAUUGAUGUCUUGAAGGCUACCGCAGAAGAAAUUUCUUCUCAAACUGGGAACAAGGUCCAUGCAGUUCAGUGCGAUGUGAGGGAUCCUGAGAUGGUUCAAAAUGCUGUGUCAGAGUUGAUCAAAGUUGCAGGCUUACCUGAUGUUGUGAUAAACAAUGCAGCAGGGAAUUUUAUUUCUCCCACUGAAAGACUUUCUCCAAAUGGUUGGAAGACCAUAACUGACAUAGUUCUAAAUGGCACUGCCUUUGUGACACUAGCAAUUGGAAAACAACUAAUUAAAUCAGGAAAAGGAGCAGCAUUUCUUGCUAUUACAACUAUCUAUGCUGAGUCUGGGUCAGGCUUUGUAGUACCAAGUGCUUCUGCCAAAGCAGGAGUUGAAAUAAUGAAUAAGUCUCUCGCAGCUGAAUGGGGUAGGUAUGGAAUGCGAUUCAAUGUGAUUCAACCCGGGCCUAUAAAAACCAAAGGUGCUUUUAGCCGUCUUGACCCUACUGGAGCAUUUGAAAAAGAAAUGAUUGACAGAAUUCCAUGUGGUCGGCUAGGAACUGUGGAAGAACUUGCAAAUCUUGCUGCUUUCCUUUGUAGUGAUUAUGCAUCUUGGAUUAAUGGAGCAGUUAUUAGAUUUGAUGGUGGAGAGGAAGCACUUAUUUCAGGGGAAUUCAAUAGCCUGAGGAAGGUCACCCCGGAGGAAUGGGACACAAUAGAAGGACUCAUCAGGAAGACAAAAGGAUCCUAAGAGCAUGCUGACUUACCUUCAGAUUGGUUAUAAUGGAAAUGAUACACACGGACUAGAAUCUUCUGAAUAUAAUCAAGUCUAAUAAAUUCUUAAUUAACAAACA